Molecule: messenger RNA, 2119 nt
Organism: Biomphalaria glabrata
Lineage: Eukaryota; Metazoa; Mollusca; Gastropoda; Planorbidae
Product: kelch-like protein 8
Exons: 11
Coding region: 245-1990 (581 amino acids)
Molecular function (GO): protein binding
Source: RefSeq, a predicted model, not a curated record
AGUUCCUUUUUUUGAAAGUAGAUCUAGAGUAGAGACCCGUCAGACAGUGUCACCCACUCUACUUCACUAGAGUCUAGAUCUAGAUCUGCUCCUCUAGAUCUAGAUCUACAUCUAGACCACUAGAUCUAGAUAGAUUUUAUUUGAAUUAAGCAAAUACUGUCUAGAUCUACACUAAAUUCAUACUGAGAUUGGGAUUGAUGUCGAUGUACAUGUAGCCAGGGUUGACUCCCAUUUUGGUUUCACUAUGGAUGAGCUUGCUUCUGAUUUUGUAGCAGAAAGCUUUGCUAAAGACAAUUGGGAUCUUUUGUACCAAUUUUACCAAAGCCAGACAUUCUGCGAUGUUGAGAUUACAAUUGGAAACAAGCAUUUCCACUGCCAUCGCCUGGUCCUGGCCUGCGUUUCACAAUACUUUAGGGCCAUGUUCAACUCUCGGAUGGCCGAGGCCACAGAGAAGUCCAUCACCAUUAAAGACAUUGAUGAGGAGGCCAUGGAGAAGCUGAUCCAGUUUGCAUACACUUCCCACAUCCGACUCAACACAGACAAUGUGCAGUCGAUAUUAUAUGCUGCUUCUAUCCUGCAGAUUGAGGCAGUCGCUAAUGCUUGUAGCAGGUUUAUGCAAUCACAUCUUCACCCUUCCAACUGUAUCGAGGUUCGCAGUUUUGCCGAAGCACACAACAGAGUGGAGCUGAUCAAAACUACUGACAACUACAUUCGAGAUAACUUCAUCCCUGUCUCCCAAACGGACGAGUUUCUCUCCAUGCCGAUAGACAUUUUGGCAGCCCUGGUGUCUUCCCCUGAUCUAAAUGUUGACAAUGAGGAGCAAGUUUUUGUUGCCGUCUUGACUUGGAUCAAACAUGACCUUGAACAUCGUUGUCAUCACUUGUCUUCCCUUAUGUCCAAGAUCAAAUUUCCACUGAUGGAGCCAGCAUUUCUAUUAGAAAAAGUAGAAAAAGAUGAUCUGAUCAGAAAGAACAUUGAAUGCAGAGACUUUGUAGAUGAGGCUAAAUCUUACAGGAUGUCAUUAGCCAGCAUUGUUCCAGAGAUUCAGAUCACAGAAAGAUCUCGCCCCAGAAAAAGUUACGCAGGUGUGCUAUUUUGUGUUGGAGGAAGAGGAGCUUCUGGGGAUCCUUUCAAAAGUAUUGAAUGCUAUGAUCCACGACAAGAUAAAUGGUUUCCUGUGGCUGAUAUGACGACCAGGCGCCGGCAUGUUGGUGUCUGCUCUUACAAUGGUGUGUUGUAUGCUGUUGGCGGCCAUGAUGGCACAGACCAUCUACGCAGUGGGGAAAUGUUUGACCCCAGAUCAAACACUUGGAAAUCAAUAUCUCAGAUGGAAACAUUGAGAAGAGGAAUAGCGUUGGCGUGCUCUGGGGAUGUGAUCUACGCUGUUGGUGGGUUAGAUGAUGCAACAUGUUUUAACACAGUUGAAAGAUACGAUCCAGGCCGGGACAACUGGAGUUUUAUUGCGCCCAUGGAAACACCUCGUGGUGGUGUCGGCGUGGCUACUUUAAAGGGCCAGCUGUAUGCCCUGGGGGGCAAUGAUGGUACCAGCUCUUUGGACAGCUGUGAGAGAUAUGACCCUUACCUGAACAGGUGGAGCCCCAUAGCCCCUAUGUGCAAGAGACGAGCCGGUGCUGGUGUGGCUGUGUUAGAUGGCUACAUUUAUGUUGUUGGUGGAUUUGAUGACAACUCACCACUUGACUGUGUUGAAAAAUAUGAUGUCAAGACAAACACAUGGACACGAGUGGCUAACAUGUCCUGCUGCAGGGGUGGAGUUGGUGUCAGUGCUCUGGGUGGACGUCUGUACGCCGUUGGUGGCCAUGAUGGCUGUAACUAUCUCAACUCAGUGGAAGCUUAUGACCCUCUGACCAAUAAGUGGGAACCUGCUCAAGGCAUAGAGCAGUACAGAGCAGGGGCUGGAGUGGCCUACUGUGAUUGUUCUCCUAAACUGCUAAGACAGGUCACAUCUGCCAAUGUUACAGGACAUUUGUAAAAAAAGGAAAAGAACGUUUUGAAUCAAAACUUUGUUUAAAUGUCCAAGUGAUAUCAAAAGUCAGUGUUCAAGCAAAUGUGUACAAAUGUUUAUAUUUAUCAAGUUGUCACAAUUCUUUGCAAAUUGAUU